AUGGCGCGGGGAGGGGGCGGCCCCGCUGCCGCUCGGGCUCCUGCCGCUGUCUCCUUCCCUGGUCGCUCCUCGGUCCCUCUGAAGAUGUGUGCGCCCAUGGCUGGACCAAGGCAGCCAGAGCUGCACUUCCCAUUUAUCGCUUUGGGAUGGAGAUUUCUUCCCACCAGUUUCAUCUCCUGGAGCAACUCAAUGAGCAACGCAGGCAAGACCUGUUCUGCGACUGCAAUAUCCUGGUUGAGGGGAAGGUUUUCAAAGCACAUCGAAAUGUGCUGUUUGCCAGUAGCGGCUAUUUCAAAAUGCUCCUUUCCCAGAGCUCAAAGGAGACUAGUCAGCCAACAACUGCUACCUUCCAGGCAUUUUCUCCUGACACUUUUACCGUUAUUCUAGAUUUUGUUUAUUCAGGCAAACUCUCUCUCACUGGUCAAAAUGUCAUCGAAGUCAUGUCAGCUGCCAGCUAUCUUCAGAUGACUGAUGUUAUUAGUGUUUGUAAGACAUUCAUUAAGUCAUCAUUGGACAUCAGUGAGAAAGAGAAGGAUCGCUAUUUCAGCCUGUCAGACAAAGAUGUAAAUUCAAAUGGUGUGGAGCGCUCCUGCUUGUAUGGUGCUGGCUGGAGGGCGGAAAGCAGCCCCCCUCAUUCUCACCUAAGUCCAGAGCAAGGGUCUUGUAUGAUGGGUGGAAAUACAUGGAGCAGUUUCACCUACUAUCCAUCUUCUCGAAGUACACAGCAGCAACUGGCCAAACAUGACCAAAGGCAGGAUUCCAUUAAAAAGCCCAGACACCUAGGACUGCAACAGCCUUCUGACAUUCCCCACUAUAAAUCGAGUAAGCUCGAAGACCGAGCUUCAGAGCCUACAAGCCACAUGUCUCCAUCUGAAGAGCAAGUUCAAAUUGAAGCAGAAGUUGAAUCUCCCCAUGUUGGGUACCAGUAUGGUCAAGGAUCUGAUGUGCUGCCAAGGAGUUUAGCUGUGUCGCAGCAAGAGCAUGAAUCGCCCCGUUCUUCUAGCAAGUCAAAGUCUUCAAAAGCAGACGAGCAAUAUGCCAACAUACCCUCAAUUUUAGGUGUAAUGGGAGGCUGGGCUGAUGAUGACCUGCCCAGGAUGAGAUUCAAAUGUCCAUUCUGCACCCAUGUGGUGAAGCGAAAAGCAGACCUAAAGCGGCAUCUUCGUUGCCAUACUGGAGAACGACCUUAUCCAUGUGAGGCAUGUGGAAAAAGAUUUAGCAGACUAGAUCACCUAAGUAGCCAUUUUCGAACAAUUCAUCAGGCGUGCAAGCCAAUCUGCAGAAAGUGUAAACGCCAUGUGACUGAGCUGACAGGACAAGUGGUCCAAGAGGGAACAAGACGUUACAGACUGUGUAAUGAGUGUCUAGCAGAAGCUGGCAUAGACAGCAUCCGCAUUGACUUGGAGGCUGAACCAUCACUAGAAUUUCCACAAGAAGGGGAUAAGGAUUCCAGGUGGCACUAUGGUGAAGACAACAGAUCUGAUGUGGAGAUUGUGGAGGAUGGGUCCACUGACUUGGUCAUUCAACAGGUUGAUGACAGUGAAGAUGAACCAGAAGAAAAGGAAGUCAAGCCAAAUAUUAGAACAGAUACAGCACUACCGAUGGCAUUCAAACUUCCCAGGAACUCUGAAGGAAACACCUUCUGGGAUAAAAUGGUAUUUCAGCCCUCAUUCUAGUUUCUUUCUUUCUCCUCUUUCAAUUACUGGCAGUGGUGGCACAACCAAAUAGCUUGUAUGCCUAGUAAUUAGCAACUGAACUGAUACCAACUAACUGUUUCUGUAUUGAAUAUUUUUAUCUGUAUUUACCUAUACUCAGUUUGAAUUGAUAAGUUUUAAGGAAAAGACCUCAUCACGUUACAUGUUUCCAAAGCUAUUAUGCCACCAAGGAGCCCCUUUUAUUCUCUUUCUAAACUUUCUCAGUUUGCAUUAUGUAUCAGCAUGCACCAAAAACCAUGAACAUCAUUUAGAAUGGAAAGGAUGACUAGAGCCAACAAGAUAGUAGUGUUCCUUUAAGACAAAACAAGCCCCUUGCUGAUAAAGUGCAUUUUUAGUUAACCAGUACAGAAAACGAGAAGCUAGUCCACAUUGCUAGUGUACUUUUAUCUAAUCUGAUCCAAACAGAAAUAACUUUGAGCUAGGUACUUUUAAGAAAAUGGGAUGUGAUUACUAAAGUUUUCAUUCUGCCCUUGUUGAAAUCAGUCAACUUGUUAUUAACUUCAGUGGGUACAAAGUUCAACUGUAUUCCUCCCCACUGGUCUUGUUCAUUUAUUUUUUCCCCGUUAGUACGUUUCAGGAUUUUAUCCCUUGGAACCACAUGCACAAGCAUGCUUGGCUGCAAUCUGUAUUAAUUAAUGCACAUUUCUAGAUAGGUGCCCAUUUAUAGUCCAAAACUGGUAUGCAAAUUCCACUUAUGUAAAUUUGCACAAGUUUUAUUUUGUAUCAGAAUUACCUGAAAGAGUGGCAUUUUCUUUCACAGAUGCCAAUCCCUAGCCACAGCAUCUGUUAAGAAAACCCAAAUGUUACCUUACUGGAGAUCACCUCCUUGGUAAAUAAGCUCACCCUGCUGGCAGGGGCUGAAUACAGUUCAAUAGCAUCAUAGGGUCCACAAUUUUUAAGACUGGCAGCCAGGCUACUGCUGGGACCAAUCUCUUCUGCAGCACCCAGCUCUCUCUGCUCUGUGCUGAGGGCAGCUCUUAUGCUUCCCCCCACCCUUGCAGCCUCCACAUAUCCUAUCAACUCAGUGCUGCUGAUUUUCUUGUCAAUAGCGAUGGGGAGAAGCAAAUUCAGUGGUAAGGGUAAGCAAAGGUUGCCGUAGUGGAGCAAGAGAGUAACCCUUUUUAUAGAGCAGGGACGGCUGGGGCCACUGCCUGCUACAUGCUGUGUAGGGGAUUGCCUGCACAUGGCAGAGGAAUGCGUGGUGCAGGGCAGAGAAUGUGCUCAUGCCAUUUCAUGUUGCAGAUUUCCACUUGCCAUGUGCCAGCUCUGGCCCACAGGCCACAGAUUGCCUAUCCCUCUUUAGGGAGUUCUUCUUCCUCUCCUCUUCGUUUGCCUUAAAACAGUGUUAACUGCCUUUAGAGUAGUGUUUCCCAAUCCUUGGGUCAUGACCUAAAAGUGGAUUGCAAGAAUAUAUGAAAGGGUUGUGAACGAACUUUAAAAAUGGAUUAUCCUUUAAAGGAGAAAAAUGUGGGAAAAUGGUGGCUUUCCCUUGCAGACUGGCAGAGUUCCAGCCUGCAUGGAGCUGCUUGGGGCCCUCUGUGCUCCACACACGCACCCUGUCCCAUGCAUUGGGGAGAUGGGGCCUGGGGUUGGAGGGCAGCAGAUCAGGACAGGCAUUGAUGUUACAAGUGGGUUCCGGUACAAAAAAGGUUGAGAACCACUGCUCUAGUACACAUCUCAUCCAUUUUUCUUUAGAUAGCAGGAUGAGAUAGCCUAAGGUCGGCUCUAAAAGGAGAAGAAAGACAAAGAACCUUUCCAGUCAAUACUUCCUUUUGUUAUUGCCUAUAAGUAUGUUUUACGUCUCUCUUCAUCAGCAGCCCAUACAGCGAGCUUAACUGAACAUCUUGCACAAAAGUCACUUGAAACUUUUUACCUUAACCAAUCCCCCCUAAUGGUUGAGAGAGGGAGGAAGCCCAGCAGAGGCCUUCUGUUGCUGUUAAACACUCAUAACUCACUACGGUUAGAAACAUUCAAAAUGUUCCAUGAACAACCUUAACUAACUUUAAAAUAGAAAAAAGGAACAUAUAUAAAGACGUGCCAAAGGCUUCUACAGAUGGCAAACUACUUGAGGCAUGGUUUGCUGAGACCUAAUUUAGCAUACAUUUUGCUCCCUAUCUGUAAACUAGCAGUUUGCACUCAGCAGUCUGUAGCAGUGCCCAUUGCCACAGAAUACCGUUGGGAGAGAGAGCUUUAGGACUCACAGCGGAUUUUGGGCUACAAUCUAUGGUAGACAUUGCCUACUGUACAGAUAUGUACAGAAUGGGUUUUGGCUUUGAGAGUCUCGAUCAAAUAGAAUAUAGGAACAUAGGACUACAAGGGCCCCCCCCAUGCCAUUGAGUCCAAUGAUAUGAUUAAAAGGACUAUGUUCAAGAGUAUUCAGGACCAGAUGCUUCAGAAAAAGAUGAAACAUUUCUGUAGUGGCCAGUUAUGCAAUAACUUGUUCAGAUAGAGAACAUUUAUUUCUACAUGCAGAAAACUAGUUGCUGGCUGCACCCUCACAGACUAUGGUUUCUAUAGCUUUAUAUGUUUUUAUGUUAGCUUAUGUAAUUAGAUUUUAUUUUAGCUAUUUUAUAUCAUAUUAAGCCUUGGAGCUCUAACUCCUGGCAAUGAGUUCUACAGGUCAAUUAUGUUUUGUAUUUAAAAAACUAUCAAUUUUAUAUUUGUUGCCUCUAUUUUCAUUUGUUGUUUUCAUAUUUUUGUGUUGUAAGACAGCAUAAAUGGAAGUGCCAGAUAAUCAUUUAUUAUUUACAUACUUCUUUAUGUCCAUUCUUUGUU
Messenger RNA from Alligator sinensis (Chinese alligator), 4490 nucleotides. Its product is annotated as zinc finger and BTB domain-containing protein 8A-like. Lineage: Eukaryota; Metazoa; Chordata; Crocodylia; Alligatoridae. Gene Ontology annotation, molecular function: protein binding; DNA-binding transcription factor activity, RNA polymerase II-specific; RNA polymerase II cis-regulatory region sequence-specific DNA binding. Gene Ontology annotation, biological process: regulation of transcription by RNA polymerase II. Bases 147 to 1676 code for a protein of 509 amino acids. The record is from RefSeq and is a predicted model, not a curated record. The transcript is spliced from 5 exons.